Terrapene triunguis (Three-toed box turtle) is the source of this 471-nucleotide messenger RNA. Its product is annotated as matrix metalloproteinase-9-like. The coding region runs from base 1 to 471 and encodes 156 amino acids. Gene Ontology annotation, molecular function: heparin binding. The transcript is spliced from 4 exons. Lineage: Eukaryota; Metazoa; Chordata; Testudines; Emydidae. The record is from RefSeq and is a predicted model, not a curated record. Gene Ontology annotation, cellular component: cell surface.
AUGGUGGUGGAACAAGAGCCGUGGGGCCGGCAGGCUCCACCCCUGAGGGACCAGCCGCUGGUGGCCUUGUCUGUGUCAGGGAGUGGGGAGCAGGCCAGGGCCUCCCUCCUGAUCCCCUCACCCUUCCUCUGGGGACAAAGUGACCCCCAGGAGAAUGUGGCUGGGAUCCGGUUUAUUUACAAGGGGAGAUCGUACUCCUCGUGCACCACGGCCGGACGAAGGGACAAGAAGCUCUGGUGCGCAACCACCAGCAGCUACGACAGGGACGGCCGGUGGAGGUUCUGCUCUCUGACGGGUCCAGACUCUCUGCCCUGCACCUUCCCCUUUAAGUACAAGGGGAAAUCGUCCUCGGCCUGCACCAGGGAUGGAAGCGCCGACAAGCGGCUCUGGUGCGCGACCACCAGCGACUACCACAAGGACGGCAAAUGGGAGUUCUGCACCCGGAAGGGCAAACUGGACUUUAUGAUGUAA